Messenger RNA from Pterocles gutturalis (yellow-throated sandgrouse), 457 nucleotides. It is a transcript of the gene DLX6, whose product is annotated as distal-less homeobox 6. Gene Ontology annotation, biological process: regulation of transcription by RNA polymerase II; cell differentiation; embryo development. Gene Ontology annotation, molecular function: DNA-binding transcription factor activity, RNA polymerase II-specific; RNA polymerase II cis-regulatory region sequence-specific DNA binding. The record is from RefSeq and is a predicted model, not a curated record. The transcript is spliced from 2 exons. The annotation marks the transcript as partial. NCBI's taxonomy places the organism in Eukaryota, Metazoa, Chordata, Aves, Pterocliformes, Pteroclidae.
AUCAGCAAAAAACCACAGUGAUUGAAAACGGUGAAAUCAGAUUCAAUGGAAAAGGGAAAAAGAUUCGGAAGCCUCGAACCAUUUACUCUAGUCUACAACUCCAGGCUUUAAACCAUCGCUUUCAGCAGACUCAGUACCUGGCACUUCCAGAGAGAGCUGAACUGGCAGCUUCAUUAGGACUUACCCAGACACAGGUGAAGAUCUGGUUUCAGAACAAGCGCUCCAAAUUCAAGAAGCUGCUGAAGCAGGGCAGCAACCCCCACGAGAGCGACCCUCUGCCCGGCUCUGCUGCCCUCUCCCCUCGCUCUCCAGCUCUGCCUCCGGUCUGGGACGUUUCAGCUUCUGCCAAGGGAGUCAAUAUGCCUCCCAACAGCUACAUGCCUGGCUAUUCUCACUGGUAUUCUUCUCCACAUCAAGACACAAUGCAGAGACCACAAAUGAUGUGAAUUGUCCAAGA